Messenger RNA from Quercus robur (English oak), 2734 nucleotides. RefSeq names its product G-type lectin S-receptor-like serine/threonine-protein kinase LECRK1. The transcript has a single exon. The record is from RefSeq and is a predicted model, not a curated record. Bases 176 to 2551 code for a protein of 791 amino acids. Gene Ontology annotation, molecular function: protein serine/threonine kinase activity; ATP binding. Gene Ontology annotation, biological process: protein phosphorylation; recognition of pollen. NCBI's taxonomy places the organism in Eukaryota, Viridiplantae, Streptophyta, Magnoliopsida, Fagales, Fagaceae.
UGAAGCUAAGUCAAGUCAACAAGUCAAGUCUACUUUAGGCAACAACUAACUCCGUGUAAUUGCCUCGGUUGUUUCCUUUUGUUCCAUUUAACACUUGGGAAUUUAUAGUUAUUCAGAGAACUACAAUAAAUUUUGGACAAAAUUCUCUUAAUACUCCUCUUUCAUUCUUCAUCUCAUGACUUCCAUUUCCAAACCAGUUCUACUCUUACUGCUUGUUUUCUCACUUUCAAUUGAUUCAAGCGCUCAGCAAAACCACUCCAAUGUGAUCAACUUAGGGUCUUCGCUUUCCCCCAGUGCAAACCAUACUUCUUGGCUCUCACCUUCUGGUCUUUUUGCAUUUGGUUUCUACCAACAAGGUGAUGGCUUUCUUAUUGGAAUAUGGUUGAUUCAUCAAACUGAAAAAACAAUAAUUUGGACAGCAAAUCGAGAUGACCCACCUGUCUCCUCAAACGCUUCUCUGGACUUAACUAGAGAUGGUAAGCUGCUGCUAAAAAUUGAGCAAGGCGUAGAAAAGUUAAUUCCUCAAAUGCUUGAUCCUUCUCCUGUAGUUUCAGCUGCUAUGCUUGAUUCUGGUAAUUUUGUUCUCUACGGCAAUGAUUUCUCUGUCAUUUGGGAGAGCUUUGAUUUUCCAACUGACACCAUACUAGGAGGUCAGAAUCUUUCUUCUGGGUAUAAACUGGUUUCUAGCGUGUCUACAUCAGACCAAUCAAGCGGAAGAUUUUUCCUUCAAAUGCAGAAAGAUGGAAACCUUGUUGGCUACCCUGUAAAUAGCUCGGCGGAAUCAGAUGAUGCUUAUUGGUCAUCUAACACUCCUAAUAGCGGUCUCAAUGUACAGCUUAUUCUUAGUCAUAUAGGCAUUCUAUUCCUUAGUGGUGGUGAUUUGCGUGAACACAUUUUGGCAAAUAGCUCCUACCCUAGCAAGAAUAGGACUGCUAUCCAUCGUGCAACACUUGAUGCAGAUGGGAUAUUUAGAUUGUAUUUACACCGCUUUGAGAGCAGUAAUGGCUCUGAUGUGUUGCUGGAGUGGUCAGCAUUGUCUAACCUAUGUGAAGUCAAGGGUAUCUGUGGAUUCAACAGUUACUGCUCAGGCAUGGGCAACAAAGAUGUCUGUAAAUGCUAUCCUGGAUUUCAUUUCAUUAACGCCAGUAAGAAGUUCCUGGGCUGUUACAAGAACUCAAGUGACGAUGAUUGCAGACGCAGUAAACAUCCAUCAAUGUUGUACAGUAUUGUUCCUUUAGAGAAUAUGGGGUGGAGUGAUUAUCCUUACUCGGUGGUACAAAUGGAGAAGGAAGAUUGUUGCAAAUCUUGCUUGGAAGAUUGUAAUUGUGGGGCGGUAUUGUAUACAGGUGAUGAGUGUACCAAAUUUAAGCUUCCACUAAGAUAUGGCAGAGUAAGUGAUAAUUUUUCAUCUACUGCCUUCUUUAAGGUGAUAAGGGAUGAUCUCAGAAUACCAUUACCAGACCAUAAUCCCUCAUUGGCUCCAACGGUCUUGACUGAAAGCAAAAGAAGUCUGAUUUUGAUUCUUUCUAUAAGUUUGGGUUCCAUUUCAGGCUUUUGUUUCAUCUUUGCAAUCUAUAGUUUCUUCAGAUACAGGCGUCAACUUUUCAGGUAUAGAAGGCUGUUGGGAAAUGCAAAUUUGGGAUUAACUGAAGAGUUAACUCUCAGAUUAUUUUCUUAUAGCGAGCUUGAGAAAGCAACAGAUGACUUCAAGGAAGAGUUAGGUAGGGGUUCUUUUGGAGCUGUUUAUAAAGGGACUAUAUCUGAAGGUAACAAAGCUAUUGCUGUUAAAAGACUAGAGAAAGUUGUGGAAGAAGGGCAAAGGGAAUUUCGAGCUGAGAUGACUGCAAUUGCACGAACUCAUCACAGAAACUUGAUUCGAUUACUUGGUUUUUGUAUUGAGGGCUCUAGGAAGCUUCUAGUUUACGAAUUCAUGAGUAAUGGCUCGUUAGCAGAUCUUCUCUUCAAGGCUGAGAUGCGCCCCAUUUGGAAAGAAAGAGUGAGAAUUGCCCUUGAUGUUGCCAAAGGGAUUCUCUAUCUGCAUGAAGAGUGUGAAGUUCAUAUCAUCCACUGCAAUAUAAAGCCCCAAAACAUACUCUUGGAUGAUACAUGGACUGCAAAGAUAUCUGAUUUUGGGUUGGCAAAGCUGUUAGUGCCAAAUCAAUCAAGAACCACUAUGGGAAUUGAAGCAAAAGUUGGGUACUUAGCACCUGAAUGGCAAAAGAAUGCCUUAGUAUCUGUUAAAGCAGACACAUACAGUUUUGGUAUUGUGCUUUUGGAGAUAGUUUGUUGUAGAAGCAGUAUAGAAAUAAAUGUUCCAACGGCAGAUGAGAUAAUUCUUUCUACUUGGGUAUAUAAUUGCUAUAUAGCCGGAGAGUUGGACAAACUUGUGGAAGAUGAAAAUGUAGACAUCAUGGCACUGGAAAGAAUGGUGAAGGUGGGUUUAUGGUGCAUUCAAGAAGAUCCAGCUUUGCGUCCGUCAAUGAAAAGUGUAACCUUGAUGUUGGAAGGGACAAUGAAUAUUCCAGUCCCUCCAUCUCCAGUUCUCAUUUGAUGAAAUGAAGUAUUCUAGGUUUUUUUUUUUUUUUUUUUUUUUUUUUAAUCUUUUCAGCUUAUUCGUGUGCAUCCAUGUACUUAAAUACAUUUGUACGUAUGCAUAACUAUGUAUUGUGCUAGUUUAUAUGAAUAACUAUACCAUUUCUAAGAAAAUAAUUUCAGUUUGAGGAUCGGAUCAAAA